ACCACCACCACUACAGCUACCAGCAAUCCUUCUCUUUUCUUCUUCCGUCAUUCAUUUUUUACUUUAGAGCCGCACUUGUCUUUCCUUGCCUUAUUACUAUCUGCAAAACUACCACCCAUUGCGUCUUGUUGCAGUCUCCUUUGUUUCCCCCGGAAUUCAGCCCUCCGCACGCCCGACCGAAACCGGAACCCCGAACAACCCUCAACCUCCAACACAAUCACCAACUGCUGCGACCACUACACCGCGAAUCAAUGCCGGCCACGUCACGGUUGACGUUUCUAUAUCCGCAGCUGCUGCGCUCGACGCGGGCGGCUGCGCAGGCUGUCCCGCAGCAGUGGGCGUCUGUAGAGAGCAGAGCUGCAGCCAGCAGAAAGAGCCAUUUGCACAGCGCCAGAGCGAAAAGCACCUUUGCGCCGCGAGUGGGCAAGGCUGUUGCACCGGAUACAUGGGAGAAGCAGGAUCCUAUUGAGCUUCCGGCGCCUGGCGAGGAGCCUGUUGCAGAGGUGAAGCAAGCACCAGCCGACACUAUACCAGAGCCUGCCACCAAUGAGGCGACCUCACAAACACCAGUCGAAGAGGUUGCCGCCGCCGCCGCAGCACAGUCAACUACAGAAUCGGCGACGAUAAACAAACCAGACGAACCGGUCAAGGCUGAGGAAACAGGGUCAGAGGAGCCCGGCGCGCGACAGACUCGUGAAGAGACCAAGGCGGGCAGCCCGCUGGAGGCAGUUAUGCAUAUGGAGCCGCCAGAGGACACUGGCUUGCAUAUUCCCGCCAUGUCUCCGCCUCCAUAUGUUCACCACUUUGACAGCUACUCGUUGGUCAAGCAUCUCGAAGAGGGCGGCUUCACACGGAAGCAGGCGGUUACGUCGAUGAAGGCAAUUCGCAACCUGCUCGCGGUCAAUCUCGAUGUGGCGCUGAAGAGCUUGGUGAGCAAGAAUGAUAUUGAAAAUGAAACAUAUCUUUUCGCAGCGGCGUGCUCGGAGCUCAACACAGAAGUCAAGAACAACCAGCGAAUACAGGAGGAGCGUAUGCGCCAAGAGCGAACGCAUGUCCAGCACGAAGUCGAAGUUCUGAACCAGAGCCUGGCCGCCGAGCUCGUGACGCUUAACGAUAACGUCCGCGGCAUGUUUAACGACCGGAAGAUGGCUGCGCGAGAAGAACAAAAAGCCAUCGACAGUGCCAUUCAAAAGCUCAACUACAAGAUCAGCAUCAUGCUCACAAGCGAUGCCAAGUCCGAGAUUGAAGGCGUUCGCUGGGUGCUUAUUCAGCGAUCAGUACUGGGUAUUGUCUUCCUGGUGCUCAUCACGCUUGCCGCCCUGCGCUACACCACUGUCGUCAAGCACCAGCGCAAACAAGAAGCCGAGGAGCAGAAGAAGAAGGAAGACGAAGCCAAGGCGGCCAUUGGGCGCCAGGACAACACUGCAGCCCCCGAUGCCGCUGAAAUCCUGGCCGCCAACUAAGCAGUACAGCCUGCCAUUAGAUACCCCUCCACCACGACAGUACGCACAAAUAGCAUAUAGACCGUGAAAUAAUUAAAAUCCCUGUUCGUAAUAACAAUUUCCAAUCCU
Messenger RNA from [Torrubiella] hemipterigena, 1571 nucleotides. Lineage: Eukaryota; Fungi; Ascomycota; Sordariomycetes; Hypocreales; Clavicipitaceae. The record is from the annotation of a GenBank genome assembly.